AUGACGGUCGCACGGACCAUCCGCAAAGCCAUUCUCGCAACCGAGGUGCUUGAAGGCGCAGGCGUCCGUGUUAGGAGGUCGAUUGGAACGCCCCAACUUCGCAACCUCACGCCUUUUAUAAUGCUAGACUUCUUUAACAGCGCUCCAGGAGCUGGAUUCCCAGAUCAUCCGCAUCGGGGGCAAGAGACGAUCACCUAUUUAAUGGAAGGAGCGAUCGACCAUGAAGAUUUCGCCGGAAACAAAGGGAGAAUCGAGACGGGGGACUUGCAGUUCAUGACGGCAGGACGGGGCAUAAUGCACGCAGAGAUACCCAGUCUUAGCUCAAAAGCGAUCAAGGGAUUUCAAUUAUGGGUUGAUCUGCCAAAGGAGCUGAAGAUGUGUGAGCCUCGCUACCGCGAUCUGAAGGCUGCAGAAAUCCCUACGGUUGAUAUUGACGAUGGGAAGGUCAAGAUCAAGGUUAUCAGUGGGCAAAGCCAUGGAAUUGAUAGCGUAAAGGACCUGGCAUAUACUCCCGUAUGGAUAUUCGACAUUGAGAUCCAACCUGGUGGAAAUAUUACUCAAGCGUUGCCUCAGGGGUGGAACGCUUUCGCAUACAACAUGAAAGGCAGCACGAACUUCGGAGUUGGCGAAGAUAAAACUGCAAUUGGACCAAAUCACAAUGUCGUAUUUGAACAAACAGGAGAUGAAAUUGUUGCUGGAGUUGACGCGAGCGCCAAAGAGAAUGGCCAUUUUAUUCUCGUAGCAGGUCUACCUCUCGAUCAGAAAAUAGUCCAAUACGGACCGUUUGUGCUGAAUUCAGAUAACGAAGUUCGGCAGGCGAUGAUGGAUUUCCGCACAUUUUCGAAUGGGUUUGAACGUGCGAAGAAUUGGCAGAGUGAGAUUGCGAAGAGUGCUGGGUAUUAG
This is a messenger RNA of Glarea lozoyensis ATCC 20868, 903 nucleotides long. Its product is annotated as RmlC-like cupin. The record is from RefSeq and is a predicted model, not a curated record. The transcript has 2 exons. NCBI's taxonomy places the organism in Eukaryota, Fungi, Ascomycota, Leotiomycetes, Helotiales, Helotiaceae. Bases 1 to 903 code for a protein of 300 amino acids.